Messenger RNA from Lottia gigantea (owl limpet), 531 nucleotides. RefSeq lists its product as hypothetical. The transcript has a single exon. The coding region runs from base 1 to 531 and encodes 176 amino acids. NCBI's taxonomy places the organism in Eukaryota, Metazoa, Mollusca, Gastropoda, Lottiidae. The record is from RefSeq and is a predicted model, not a curated record.
AUGUAUCUCCAGAUUAAUUCCUACUGGUCCCCAAAUGUAUCAUUUGACAGAACUUGGCAAGAAUAUGUCGAUGGUUUUGGUGAUGUUGUUGAUUGGUUCGGAAGUCAUUGGUUGGGUCUGCAAAGCAUAUUUGAAAUAACCAACAGUCGCAGCUACGAUCUUCAAAUCAAAAUCCACGUCAGUCAGCAAUGGAAAAAAAAGACCAUUAAAUACCACGCUUUCAAAAUUACGGAUACUGCGUCGGGAUUUCGGCUAAUGAUUGGAACAGCUGAACCUGUGGAUUCAAGCCCAUUAGAAGACUGUCUAUCCGCUUUGAACAACACCGAGUUCAGUACUCCAGAUAGACCAACGUCAAUCUGUUCGUCAGCUGCCCAAUCCGGUUGGUGGUUUGGUACGGUUGAGACCAACUGUAGCUGUUGUAACGCAAAUGGAAAUAUUGACUUCUAUAGAACGGAACAAGAUGCGUUUUGGAAUGACGGUUUUCAGACCGAUACAGUCGUAUAUACAGAGAUGGUCUUGUUGGCUGCUUGA